Annulohypoxylon maeteangense is the source of this 918-nucleotide messenger RNA. RefSeq lists its product as uncharacterized. The record is from RefSeq and is a predicted model, not a curated record. The coding region runs from base 1 to 918 and encodes 305 amino acids. NCBI's taxonomy places the organism in Eukaryota, Fungi, Ascomycota, Sordariomycetes, Xylariales, Hypoxylaceae. The transcript is spliced from 2 exons.
AUGCAGAUGAGCGGCGAUGCCAAGUUAUGGCUUAGUCUUGGUGUUUAUGUAACAAGAAGUGGCGGGACAGAAACAUUUCUAUUAUUCUCUCAGGAUAUUCCUUCUCAAAAUCUUGGAUUCGUGGACCCUAAAUCAACCACGUUGGACCUCAGCAUUGCUGGCAAAGACUACGUAAUUCACCAAUCCCCAACCAUUCUGAACCGUCCAGGAAGCACCACUGGUGCCGUUGUGUGGAAAAUCACACCGCUGGUGGCUGAUUGGUUGGCUCGUCCCGAUAAUAUUCUUUGGGCAUCUGGCAUCCUAUCAUCCAAUUCCAAUGUCCUGGAACUGGGUUGCGGAAUAUCCGGCCUCGUCGGAUUGGUACUUUCACCAUUACUAUCAAGAUAUACCCUAACAGAUCAAUCGUAUGUCGCAAGACUUGUAGAAAAGAACAUUGAUGAAAAUAGACAUCUGCAAAACCCUAGCAAACCGAGUACAUCCUCCCAGAAACGAAAGGGGAAGUCAUCGGUUAUUCAAUCGAAAGCUGACUUACGCUUCCUGCCUCUCGACUGGGAGCUAGAUGAAGUUGCAUCGUCACUCACUGGAGACGAUAAUAAAGCUCAAAGUUUUGACGUUGUCAUUGCUUGCGAUUGUAUCUACAAUGAUACUCUAAUUCAACCUCUGGUGCAAACUUGCGCUGACGUAUGCGAGUUGAGAUCAGCAGAUAAAAACGCCACCGAUAAGCCAGCUGUCUGUUUAGUCGCGCAACAACUAAGGGAUCCGGAGAUAUUCGAAGGCUGGAUCAAGGAGUUCAGUAGAUAUUUCCGUGUGUGGCGCGUACCUGAUAUCGCCUUGAGUGAGGAACUGCGAUCUAAUCCCGGCCUCGUCGUUCAUCUAGGUAUAUUGCGGGAUGCAGCGGAAACACGCAAUCAAUCGUAA